Messenger RNA from Drosophila elegans, 1374 nucleotides. RefSeq lists its product as uncharacterized. The coding region runs from base 1 to 1347 and encodes 448 amino acids. The record is from RefSeq and is a predicted model, not a curated record. Lineage: Eukaryota; Metazoa; Arthropoda; Insecta; Diptera; Drosophilidae. The transcript has a single exon.
AUGACUCAAAUGCACAAUACAGUGUUUUACAAGAGCGCUUUGGAUGCCCAGCAACAUACUUGUCCACCGAUUGAGGAAUAUGAACCGAACUAUAUCGAUAACCUGCAUAUGAUAUUCUUUGAGCAGAUCUUCGAGGAGAUUGAUAACUUGAGCGAUCAGGUUAGGAUGGCCAGGGCAUAUCCCCAGUUUAUGCCGCAGAUCCUCAAGUUCUGGCAGAGAAGGCUUCACCUGAUCGUGGGACCCAAUACCCCGUUCCUGGGACUCCUGGACAUCGAGGACUAUGUGUUCUUCAUGGAGCACAUGGCUGACAGCUUCACCGACCUGCAUGUCCACGAAGAUGGCGUUGGCUCCUUUGCCGAGUUCUACGACUACAUCACACAUUUGUGUGACAUCAACAUCACAAAAUUUCCCAAGGUGGACACUUGCAUAUUGGCGGGCAAUCCCAACACAGUGGUUGAUGAGGACAUUAGGGAUCUCACAGUAAUGCUGCCCAAUCUGAAACGCCUGAUGACCUGCAUGAACCUAUCUGGAUUGUAUAUACGCGGAUUCAGAAAGCUGGAGGAGCUAGUUUUCAACUCCCUGUACCACUCGGUGCCACUGGACAGCCGCUGGGUGCAGGAGAUCUGCCUGAACAUGACCCAGCUGCGGGUCCUCGACAUCACCGAUCAGUUCGACAGUUGCGUCCGACUCACGGACAUCAAGUUGCCCAAUCUGGAGGUGCUGAAAAUCAAUCUGAGCACCGUGGAGGGUAUGCUCUCCGAGGUUCUUCAGCUGCCCAAAUUAAAAAACCUGUCCGUUCGGUUCGACGACUCCCGGCAACUGAAUGCGGAUCAGGAGACCAUCUUCCAGCAGAUUGUGAUGGCCAAGAGCGACAGGAUCACCAGGAUUGCCCUGAACAACGAGGUGGUGCAGUUGCCAGCACGCUGGCAAAACAGUCUGCUGCUGGAACUGCCCAAGCUGAGGAAAGUGGUCUGCGAGAACUGGUACCACAACGACUUCUUCCUGGACCGCCAGCACAUGCCUUGCCACCAAAUGGAGGUGAUCAGCUUCAGUGGCUGGGAGAUCGUCCGGGAGUAUCAGCUCCUCGAAAUGGUGGCCGAGUGUGUCAAUCUUGAGCACCUAGCCCUGAACAGCUACCACAGCAACUGGGAAAAACUUAACAAGCUGGUGAACAUUCGCAACCAGGAACGCAACCCGAGACCCCUGCAAGUUUUCAGCGACAUGAUGUGGGGCAACUUCACACCCGAGGAAUAUUAUCACUGGCGGUGCAACAAGUAUGUUCAAGUCACCUGCGAUAGCAGCGAAUACGAAUACCAGGAGGAUGGUUUUGAGUUCGAUUUUGAGUAAUCAAUAGGUCAAAAAUGGCGGAUUGUA